AUGGCAGCGGCGGCGGCGGCGGCGGCGGCGCCGGCGGCGGCGGCUGGGGGCUCGGGGCCGGCGGGCGGCGUGGCGGCCGCGGGGCCUGGCGUGGCCGUGUCCGUGUUCCCCGGCGCUCGGCUCCUCACCAUCGGGGACGCGAACGGCGAGAUCCAGAGACACGCGGAGCAGCAGGCUCUGCGCCUCGAGGUCCGCACCGGGCAGGACGCCGCCUGCAUCGCCCUCUACAGCCAUGAAGAUGUUUGUGUGUUUAAGUGCUCUGUGUCCAGAGAAACAGAAUGCAGCCGAGUGGGAAAGCAAUCCUUCAUCAUCACCCUGGGGUGUAACAGCGUCCUCAUACAGUUUGCAACGCCAAAUGAUUUCUGUUCAUUCUAUAAUAUUCUGAAAACCUGUCGAGGUCACAACUUAGAGCGCUCCGUCUUCAGUGAGCGGACAGAAGAAUCCUCCGCUGUGCAGUACUUCCAGUUCUAUGGCUACCUGUCACAGCAGCAGAACAUGAUGCAAGAUUAUGUACGGACAGGCACAUACCAGAGGGCAAUCCUGCAGAACCACAGUGAUUUCAAGGACAAGAUUGUCCUAGAUGUGGGCUGUGGCUCUGGGAUCCUAUCUUUUUUUGCUGCUCAGGCAGGAGCAAGGAAAGUCUACGCAGUGGAAGCAAGCACCAUGGCUCAGCAUGCUGAGGUUUUAGUAAAGAGUAACAACCUCACAGACCGAAUUGUGGUGAUUCCUGGGAAGGUGGAGGAAAUCUCACUUCCCGAGCAGGUGGACAUAAUUAUUUCAGAGCCAAUGGGCUACAUGCUUUUCAAUGAACGUAUGUUGGAGAGCUACCUCCAUGCCAAGAAGUACUUAAAGCCGAGUGGAAAUAUGUUUCCAACCAUUGGGGACGUUCAUCUUGCACCAUUCACAGAUGAGCAGCUCUACAUGGAACAGUUUACCAAGGCCAAUUUCUGGUAUCAGCCAUCUUUUCAUGGAGUUGACUUGUCAGCACUUAGAGGAGCAGCAGUAGAUGAGUAUUUCAGACAGCCCGUUGUGGACACAUUUGAUAUCAGGAUUUUAAUGGCUAAGUCAGUAAAAUAUACGGUGAAUUUCUUAGAAGCCAAAGAAGGCGAUUUGCACAGGAUAGAAAUCCCAUUCAAGUUCCACAUGCUGCACUCAGGGCUUGUCCACGGAUUGGCUUUCUGGUUUGAUGUAGCCUUCAUUGGUUCAAUAAUGACAGUGUGGCUGUCCACAGCACCCACGGAGCCUCUGACUCACUGGUACCAAGUUCGGUGUUUGUUUCAGUCGCCGCUCUUUGCAAAGGCCGGGGACACGCUCUCAGGGACAUGUCUGCUCAUCGCAAAUAAGAGGCAGAGCUAUGACAUCAGUAUUGUUGCCCAGGUGGAUCAGACGGGUUCCAAAUCCAGUAACCUCCUGGACCUGAAAAACCCUUUCUUUAGAUAUACAGGUACGACACCAUCUCCUCCACCUGGCUCUCACUACACGUCUCCGUCUGAAAACAUGUGGAACACAGGUGGCGCCUACAAUCUGAGCAGCGGGAUGGCUGUGGCUGGGAUGCCAACAGCCUACGACCUGAGCAGUGUUAUCACUGGUGGAGCCAGUGUCAGCCACAACAACCUUAUCCCUUUAGCCAACACUGGGAUUGUCAAUCACACUCACUCCCGGAUGGGCUCCAUUAUGAGCACAGGGAUUGUCCAAGGCUCCUCCAGUGGCCAGAGCGGAAGUGGCUCCAGCACUCACUACCCCGUCAACAGCCAGUUCACCAUGGGGGGCCCUGCCAUCUCCAUGGCCUCCCCUAUGUCCAUCACCACCAACACAAUGCAUUACGGGAGCUAAAAGUCCACCUCUGAUCUGAACUGACCGCACCAGGAAACCAAAUGAAGAUUUCCCCUUCCUCCCACCUUGGUGGACUGUGCCCUCUCCCUAACCCCUGCCCUAACCAGGCAGUUUUUACCCUUGUACCAUAGAAACAAACACCCAGUCAGCUCCUUUGA
Molecule: messenger RNA, 1991 nt
Organism: Phascolarctos cinereus (koala)
Lineage: Eukaryota; Metazoa; Chordata; Mammalia; Diprotodontia; Phascolarctidae
Source: RefSeq, a predicted model, not a curated record